Molecule: messenger RNA, 2044 nt
Organism: Oldenlandia corymbosa var. corymbosa
Lineage: Eukaryota; Viridiplantae; Streptophyta; Magnoliopsida; Gentianales; Rubiaceae
Source: the annotation of a GenBank genome assembly
CUUCUUUUUGGUGAUUUGUUGAAGGAAAUUGAAUAUGCAUCUCCUCCAUCUCCAUUGAGGCAAAAAUAAUAUCAUAGGAAAAGUGAUGCAGAAAAAUAUCUUCUGAUAUUAAAAGUUAAAAGUAAAUAUAUGUUUUGACAUAAAUAAAUGUAACAUGUCUAUAUAUGUAACAACCACCAACUUCUCCAAUUAAUUCAUUCUCAAAUUGCUUAUUCUACACUUUCUACAAAAAAAAAAAAAUCAGAGGGGAAAAAAAAGUUGAAAAAAGAGAAGAUGGUGGAAGUAAUAAACACCAACAUUGUUAUAGUGACUCUGGUUCUGGUGACACUUUUCUCUGUGGUAUGGAAAAUUCUGAAUGAUUUCUGGUUCCGACCGAAGAAGCUUGAGAAGUUCUUAAGAAGCCAAGGUUUCAAAGGUAAUCCUUACCGUUUGUUUUAUGGAGAUAUGAAAGACAUGGCGGCCGUGGUUCAACAAGCACAUUCCAAGCCUAUCAAGCACGAUGAGUAUCUCGUUCCUUAUAUCAUUCCAUAUCAUCAUCAGAUGAUCCAAAAGUUUGAAAAAUGUUUCAUUUGGUAUGGGCCAUAUCCAGUUUUAAUCAUAACAGAUCCAAAGAUGAUUAAAGAUAUCACAUACAAGCACACUAUUUUCCAAAGGCCUACAUUGAGUCCACUAGAUAGACUUCUUGUAACUGGGCUCUUUAUCAAAGAAGGUGAUGAAUGGGCCAAGCGUCGAAAGAUAAUCAAUCCAGCUUUUACCCUCGAAAAAUUAAAGAACAUGGUACCGUCAAUGUAUGUAAGUUGUCGGGAAUUAGUGGAUAAAUGGGAAACGUCGAUCCAAGGAAAAGAAUCCUGCGAAAUCGAUGUAUGGCCUGAUUUUGCAAACUUGACGGCUGAUGUAAUUUCCCGGACAGCAUUUGGAAGUAGGUUUGAAGAAGGAAGACGCAUUUUCGAACUCCAAAGAGAGCUAUUCUUUUUAAUUUACCAGUGCAGUCAAACUAUCUACAUCAAAGGAUCUAGGUUUUUGCCAACAAAAAGGAACAGGAGAAUGAAAGGAAUAUUUCGAGAGUCCAACGCAAUUAUGAGGGAUCUCAUUAAGAAAAGAGAGGAAAGAAUGAAAGACGAGGAGAACAGUGAAGACUUGUUAGGUAUACUUUUGGAAUCCAAUCUCAAAGAGAUCAAAGAAAAUGGUAACAAGAAAAGUUGUGGACUUACCACCGAUGACGUGGUCGAAGAAUGCAACUUGUUCUACUUUGCUGGACAAGAGACAACCUCGAACUUGCUUGUUUGGACAAUGAUAAUGCUGGGAAUUCACCGAGAUUGGCAAGAAAAAGCUCGAGAAGAGGUUUCCCAAGUGUUUGGCAACAAUGAACUCGAGCUCGAAGGAUUGCAUCGCCUCAAAAUCGUAAGUAAACAUUAGACCAUAAGUUAGAUAUCUAUGUUAGUGACUGUUGUUGGAUUAAUUAAUCAAUAUAUGUGUCUAAUUUUAUUGGUUUGCAGGUAACUAUGAUUUUGAAUGAAGUUUUAAGAAUUUUCCCACCAGCUUUAAAUAUAGGGCGUUCAACUCAUGAAACGACCAAAUUAGGAGACAUAAUUGUGCCUCCUAGGACUGGCAUUUUGGUGAACUUACCACUUGUUCAUCAUGAUCCACAAAUUUGGGGCGAUGAUGUGAAGGAAUUCAAUCCAGAAAGAUUUUCCCAAGGAGUUGCAAAAGCUACGAAAAAACCCAACUCGUACUUGCCGUUUAGUAUGGGACCUCGUAUUUGCAUUGGUCAGAAUUUCGCAUUGAACGAAGCAAAAGUCGCAUUCGCAUUGAUCCUUCCAAGUUUCUCGUUUGAGGUCUCUCCGUCUUAUGAACAUGCACCUUUUCCUAGGUUCACAAUUCAACCUCGCUUUGGAGCUAAGAUGAUUUUACGCAAACUUUAAUCGUAUCUAUUUUGAUCGCUUCACAAGAAUAUAUAUAUAUAUAUAUAUAUGAAGGAUAUCAAGUGUACUAUUAUUAGAUUAUAAGGUUUAUAUUAUUAAUGAAGUUGGCAUUUUCAUAUGGC